Cryptosporidium muris RN66 is the source of this 819-nucleotide messenger RNA. RefSeq lists its product as uncharacterized. The record is from RefSeq and is a predicted model, not a curated record. The transcript has a single exon. NCBI's taxonomy places the organism in Eukaryota, Apicomplexa, Conoidasida, Eucoccidiorida, Cryptosporidiidae. The coding region runs from base 1 to 819 and encodes 272 amino acids.
AUGGCUCAGAGAAUAUCUAAAAAUCGUCAAGAUGCAUCUCAAGAAUAUAGAAAUUAUCUAGAUAAAUUAAGAACAAGUAAAACAGAAUUUUGGAAGUUAUGUAGAAGUGUAUCACCACCUUCAUGCACCUUAGAAGAUAUAAAAAAAAAAAAGAUGAUUAAACAGAGACGUUCUUAUUCAUAUUCUCCAUUAAAAGUAAAAAAGGAAAUAUCUAUACCAUACAAAAAUAAAGUUACAAUUAAUAACCAAAAUAGAAUAGAGAAGGAAAAUGAAAGUAAUAUAAAGGAGAUAAAAAAUUUAAAUGAAGAGAAAUUAGAGCCAGAUUUAAUAGUAACAGAAUUACAACUUGAUAUAUUAUAUGAAAGAUAUUAUGAAAGACUUUGUCGUAUAUGCAAGGCUCUAGAUUUAAAUGAUAUAUAUUCUGAAAAUAACUCAAUAUCUAUUAACUCUUUAGAUACACAUAAAAUAAAAGAGAUUUCACCGCAUGGUAGAAAGGGAAGAUUUGUAACAUCUUUCAAACAAUGUAUAGAUAAAAAUUUAGGAAAAGACCUUUUAUUUAUGGAGAGUGCUUCCCAAUGGUCAAAAUGUCUAAGAGAAGAUAAAGAGAAGUUAAUAUCUACAAAAACAAGAGCAUUAACUAGUGCCACUCAAAAUAGGAAAGAUAUAGUUAACAAAUUUGAAUUAAUCACAGCAAGAAAAAAUUUUAGUAUAGCAUCUUCAAAAGAUAAACCUGACAAUCAACAAUCUAUUAUAACAAAUGCUUUUUUAACAAAUAAAGAUAUAGUACAAAAUCCCCUUAAUUCUCUUUUCAAUUUAUAA